Molecule: messenger RNA, 716 nt
Organism: Pyrenophora tritici-repentis Pt-1C-BFP
Lineage: Eukaryota; Fungi; Ascomycota; Dothideomycetes; Pleosporales; Pleosporaceae
Product: DUF1690 domain-containing protein
Source: RefSeq, a predicted model, not a curated record
AUCAUCGUGCCAGAAUCCCGCAUUUCCCCCACAACGCAACAAUGGGCGCUGAGAACUCGAAACCGUCGUCCGAGAUCAAGCAGCAUGUCUUCUCAGCCGAUCACCCUGUCAGCUUCUCCAAUGAAUUGGUAGGCUCGCUGCAGAAGAACACUUUUACAGACUCGGCACGAUCACGACAGCAAGAACUCCAAUUCCAGGAACGCCUGACGGCUGAGCUGGAGAAACUCCGCGAACAAGAGACCCAAAACUUCACAAAAUUCACAGAGACCCUCUCCGACGAGACCGCACAACCGGAACAGCCCUCCCUUGUCGAGAAGAUUCAAGAUGCCACAUCCAGCAGCUCAACCCUCGCGGAGAAGCAAAGGCAAAAGGACAUGAGCAGAGACAGCGUCACCAAAGAAAUUGAGAACCUCAAGGCAAAGCUGGAACAGAGGAAGAAGCUGGAGCAGGCCGAUGCAAACGUCACAAAGGCAAAGGAAGCCGUUGUCGCGUGUCUGCGCACUCACGACCGACGACCACUGGACUGCUGGAAAGAGGUCGAGACUUUCAAGCAGGAGGUCGGACGGCUAGAGAAAGAAUUUGUGCAGAAGACGAUUCGAUGAGCUAUAUUACAGAGUCAAGUCUACAAGGUUUGGCGGGGCUUAUGUACGAAUACGGUGGAUAUGAUUCAGUGUGACCAAGCAGGACUUUCUUCAUAUCAAACCUCUUCAUCCCAA